GCCUCUCAUAUCCCUCCGCUGUUUUUGUCCCCCUUUCAGGCUGUUUUGGUCUUUUCGCUGUUAGCAACGGAAAGAAUCCGAGAUAGCUGCAAACCCGAUUUUGAGAUAAUAAUUAUAUAACAAAUUGACAAGAGGUGUAACACACAUGUUCAUUUCGGAAAAGUUACUAGAGCGUGUUGUCUUUUUUUAAAUAUUUUUUUUUUCAGUUUUAAUAGGAAUUGUACAGGUCGCUAAUUUAGCUAGCAACUGUUAGCCAGGCUAGCUGCUUAGCAAAGCAUCCUCCUGAACAGGCACGUUGACUUUAGCCUGCUGGCUAAGCUAGGUCUUCGGAUUGCCCAACGUUAGUGAGGUACCGCACACCGUCUCAUCGUCAAGAAAUUGCGGCGUGAAACUGGUCUGUUAAAGACGCUGUCUUUUAUGGGAUCACCAUGUCAAUGAAGGCCGGUGGAAAUCGCAGCAAGCCCGGCGGUGGUAGCACCGCCGGUGCCGCCGCCGCCUCCGGUGCCGGAGGAAGCGGCGGGGGAAGACAGAAUCUGGGCAGGGGGAGACACAGUGGCAAAGGUCCAGCAGCAGUCAUUUUCAAUGGUGUAUAUGCAAAUAUGAGGAUGGUCCAUGUCUUGACUUCAGUGGUGGGGACCAAGUGUGAGCUUAAAGUGAAAAAUGGAGCCAUCUAUGAGGGAGUAUUUAAGACCUAUGGCCCAGAGUGUGACCUGGUGUUGGAUGCAGCCCACCGAAAGAGUACAGAACCGAGCACAGGGCCCAGGAAAGAAGAUAUUGUAGAGAGCAUCAUUUUCAAGGCUUCUGAUGUCGUAGUUGUGAACUUUAAAGAUGUGGACCUAAAUUUCGCCAGGAAAGUCUCCUCAGACACAGACAACUUCACAGAUGCAGCAGUGACUGGCCGGAUCAAUGGCGAGCAUAAAGAAAAAGAUCUUGAGCCCUGGGAUGGAGGAGAGACCCACAACUCCGAUAGCCUCGAGUCUCUGGAUACUGAUGUGUCUAAUGGGUGGGAUCCCAAUGACAUGUUCAAGUACAAUGAGGAGAAAUAUGGAGUCUUGUCCACAUAUGACAGCAGCCUGUCCACAUAUACGGUACCUUUAGAGAGGGACAACUCAGAAGAGUUCUUGAAGAGGGAGGCGCGUGCUGCCCAGCUGGCAGAGGAGAUCGAGGCUAGUGCCACGUACAAGGCCCGCGUUGCUCUGGAGAAUGAUGAACGGACUGACGAGGAGAAAUUCACUGCUGUUGUGCGAGGGGAAAGGGAGACUCACACACUUGGCAGAGAGAACAAGUACAUUCCUCCUGGUCAGAGAAACAGGGAGGCAAUGUCAUGGGGGCCAGGACGUCAGAAUUCACCUCGUCUUGGUCAGAGCUCAGCUGGACCCCCCACUCCUCGACCAGGACCCCACGACUACAGUCCCAGUUCUGGAUCCGACCAGAGGGUGGUUAAUGGAGGUUCAUCCCAUUGGCCCUCACCCUGUCCAUCUCCUUCCUCCCGUCCCCCUUCUCGUUACCAGUCCGGUCCCUCCUCCCUGCCUCAUCGGGCAACCACGCCCACCAGGCCACCUUCCAGGCCCCCCUCUCGACCUUCCAGACCUUCCUCUCAUUCAUCCCACCUCUCUUAUCCCUCCUCUUCAUCCUCCCUUUCCCACCAUGGGCCCACAUCGCCAGCCUCCGCUCUGGCCAAACGCAUGUCUUCAGAAGGUCCACCAAGGAUGUCUCCAAAAUCUCAGCGGACGCCUCGUGCUCACAGAGUGCCACCCUGUCGGACCAGUGGAGUACCCCAAGGAGUGGACUUAAUUUCCCAUAAUCCCCCUGGAGAGUCCAUAGUGACUCCACAAACCAGGAGCAGCUCUUCCUCUGGAGGGACAUGGUCCUCAGUGGUUAGCGGAGCUCACAGACCUCGCUCCCCCCGACAGAAUAGUAUGGGUGGAGCUUCAGCUGGCUCCUCUUCCCUCCCAUCACCUCAGACAGGUACAGCUCCUGUGGAAACUGUUACUACUCCAACAUCAGCUUCCUCUCCUACUGCAGCUAGCCCUGCCCCCAGCAUAGUCACUUCUUCAUCAGGAGAUGCAAAAGAAUGUCGUGCCCAGGAGACUAGACAAACAUCUCCUACAAACAAGGAGAACAUCAAGCCUUUGGAAAGUUCACCUAGUUUUACAAGACAAGUUUGUAAAGGACCGCCUUCUAUACCAUCAGACCACAGAAAACAAAUAGAUAAUUUAAAGAAAUUUAGUGUAGAUUUUAGGUUGCAGUCUAGUUCCAACCCAGACCCUCCCUGUGAACCAGUGAUGACCAAGUCUGCUAGAGACCCUGCAGACAAACCUAAAGAUCUUCCCCUGGACAAAGCCUCCACAGUGGGGAGGGAGGCCACUGAAGAUGGUGUUGUAGUAAUUGCUGCUGGCACACCUAGUGGUACCCAUGCUCCACCGACUACCACCACAAGCACCAGUAAGCCUGGCAGCCCCGCUGCAAUGUCUCAGUCUCCCUCUGCUACUGACCAGAAGAGGCCAGGGCUUGAUGUGACAUCACAGGGAGUUCAGACGACGGCCACCUCAACGUUCAGCGGACCCAAGCAUGAAGAGAAGGAGGAGAAAAAAGAAGCAGUGCAGGAUCAAGUGAGAAAAUCAACCCUGAACCCAAAUGCUAAUGAGUUCAAACCCAGGUUUAAUACACAGCCCAAACCAGCCAACACCCCAACGCCUCCCCGGCCUCAAGGCCAGCCCAGCCCCUCCAUCGUGGUCCAGCAACCUCCAACUGUUUAUGGCCAGACAGUCUGUUUCCCCCAGAUGUAUCCGCUGACGCCAGUCAGCCCUGGAGUUCAGAAAAGCAUAAUAUGGAAGUCUCCCAUGUACCAGGUUCAGAUGCCUAUGACAGUGAGCCAAUCUAAACCCUACAGACCAGGUAAAGUACCUAACAUGCCCCAGCAGAGGUCAGACCAGCACCAUCCGCCAGGCACACCCACCAUGAUGCACCCAGCCACAGCAGCAGGGCCACCGAUUGUAGCACCGAGCCCGGCUUACUCAGCGCAGUACUUCACCUGCAGCCCACAGCAGUUCACCAGUCAGCAGCUCGUCCAGCAGAUGCCUCACUACCAGUCACAGGCACAGCAUGUGUUCAGUCCAGUGAUGCAGGGCAGUGCCAGGAUGAUGGCGCCUCCCACGCAUGGCCAGCCCAGUCUCGUCUCUUCCUCUACUACACAGUACCCAGAGCAGACACACACCAUGUAUGUGUCUCCAGGGCCAAUGCCUCAGCAGUACCCCCACCCUAGUGCCACCUUGCACCCUCACCCGCAGCACCCUCAGCCCUCUGCCACACCUACAGGCCAGGCACAGCAGGGUGGACCACAACAUGGAGGCCCUCCUAGCCAUCCAGCUGCCAGCCCAGUCCAGCACCCACAGCACCCACAGGCAGCAGCAGCAGCAGCAGCAGCAGCAGCCCAGGCCCUCCACCUGGCUAACCAGCCUCCACAGCAGCAGAUGUAUUCGGCCUUGGCACCCACGCCACCUUUGAUGACCCCAGGGCCAAACCCUCAGUCCCCACAGGCAUCUUUCCCUUCUGCUCAGCAGGCUGUGUAUAUCCACCCACAGCAGGUCCAGCAUGGCUACAACCCCAACCACAUGGCGCACGUGCAGCAGGCCCAUAUGCAGUCUGGUAUUGUGCAAUCCCACCACCCGGCACCCACCCAUCCCCCAAUGAUGCUCAUGGCUACCCAGGGUCCUCCAGCUGGUCCACAGCCACCUAUGCCCCAGACUGCCCUUAACCCCAUCCCUGUUUCCUCAACCACACAUUUCUCCUACCUGGCACAUCCACAAGUGCAACCUCAUCAUCAGCAGCAGCUGUAGAUGCGUCAGCGAGCUGAGGGACCCGCUCUGUGCCGCGCUUCUCAACCAGAGCCUUCAUAACCAGGCGAUGAAGAGGAUGAGAGAGCCCACCCUCUCCUCUCUUCCCUCAUCCUCACCAGACAUGCUUCACAUCAGCUUUUCUCUUCCCUCCCUCCUCCCUCCCUCCCUGACCAGGCAAUAAGAGAAUGUUAACAGGUUGAUGCAGUGACAUGUUUUAACGAGCUAGAGUUUUAACAGACAAGACUGCUCCUAUUCAGGCCCCCCACACACAAGCACACACGCAUACACAUACAGAUCUGCAAACACAGAUAGUUAUACCUACAUCUACACACACUUUCAGGGGUCCCAAAUUGCAACUUAAGUCAGCUUGCCAAGUAAGAAGUGAAAGAGAGUAAACAAUCAGCGAGUGUGAAGAAGAAAAUUCAACUGGAACUCGUAAUUUUUGUCCGCACCUUGUUAUGAAAAGAAUCUUCCAACCUUUAGACAGUAUUAAUCCUACUGUUUAUUGCUGCUGCUAUGUGCUGCAUUUAUUUCCAGACUACACGACACGUUUCUAACCAAACUAAAAACGAAACAUGACGAGAAACUUUCUGUGAAAUAAACUCAUGUUGGCAGCCGAGAGGACAGGAGAAAGUGUUAUUUAUGAAAUUAUAACGGCUGAGGUGAUCAGAUCCCACUUCUCACCCGACCCUUAUGUAACUUUUAAGUUAAAACUUUUACUUUGUAGAUAAUAUAAAUAAUUUAAAAAAUGAGCAAAA
Pundamilia nyererei is the source of this 4597-nucleotide messenger RNA. It is a transcript of the gene atxn2, whose product is annotated as ataxin 2. The transcript is spliced from 26 exons. Gene Ontology annotation, molecular function: mRNA binding. Gene Ontology annotation, biological process: cytoplasmic stress granule assembly. The record is from RefSeq and is a predicted model, not a curated record. Lineage: Eukaryota; Metazoa; Chordata; Actinopteri; Cichliformes; Cichlidae. Bases 429 to 3839 code for a protein of 1136 amino acids. Gene Ontology annotation, cellular component: cytoplasmic stress granule.